AUGGAUAAAAAGUACCAAACGCUCGACAACACCAUCUACGUCCAGACUCUCGCCAAGCGCAUCUCGUACUCACGUGCUUACACGGCGUUUUACGUCUCGGUCAUUCUCGCCGCGCUCGUGGAGGCUCGCAAGGGCGCGCGCAGUGCGGCCCAGGACGCUGCAUGCCAGCAGCAUCCGCUCCCGCGUCCGCAGGUGGUUUGGAUCCUGCUCCUCGGCCUCUCAGACAGCAGCAGCACAGGUCGCCGGCUCCCCGUGUCUCCGCUCUUCACCGUCGUCGAGACCUACGUCACCGUGGGACUGCUCGCUGAGCUGGUGGUGCGCGGCGCCAUGCAGCAGCGCGCUUUCUUCGCGCAUCGCUCGAAUUGGGCCGACAUGGCCGUCGCGGGCAUCUCGCUGCUCACCUCGGCGCUGCUGCUGCUCGGCCUCGAGACGCCGGCAGAGAUGGUGCUGGCGGAGGCCUUGGUGUUUGGCCGCGUCGCCUUCCGCCUCAUGCGGCUAGCCUUCCGACAGCAGCAGGCAGCGGCGGGGCACAAGCUCGACCUCUCGGUGCACAACGGCGGCGACAUCUACGGCGGAGGAGGGGACUUUUGCGCGGCGGACUACGGCAUCAGUGCGGAGGAGGAGUGGUGGGCUGGCAUCGGCGCGGGCGGCGGAGGCUACGCGCGCUGCGGCCGCGGCGGCGAACACAGUGGAGAGGGAGGAGGCUUGAACCUCGAUGUCGUGGUCAGGGCGGGCGAUGCCGAGGCCUAA
Messenger RNA from Emiliania huxleyi CCMP1516, 750 nucleotides. RefSeq lists its product as hypothetical. The transcript is spliced from 3 exons. The coding region runs from base 1 to 750 and encodes 249 amino acids. The record is from RefSeq and is a predicted model, not a curated record. NCBI's taxonomy places the organism in Eukaryota, Haptophyta, Isochrysidales, Noelaerhabdaceae.